AUGUUGAGAAAUGCUCAGCAAAAUGCUAGAAAUUUGAGAGUUAAUGAACGAUUAGAAAGUAGUGAGGUUUCUAAAGAAGAAAAACUUCCUUGGUGGGCUCUCAUUUCUUUUGGUUCAUACUCGCUUGGGAAUAUCGGAUACCACUUAUAUAGAUUCAGAGAUUGCAAUGAUGCUUACCAUGAAUUAAUGGAGGAAAUUCAAUCGGCAAAAAAUGAUUUAAGAGCAAAAGGAGUAUUGGUUGAUUAA
Molecule: messenger RNA, 246 nt
Organism: Cetraspora pellucida
Lineage: Eukaryota; Fungi; Glomeromycota; Glomeromycetes; Diversisporales; Gigasporaceae
Source: the annotation of a GenBank genome assembly